Messenger RNA from Centrocercus urophasianus (Greater sage-grouse), 4332 nucleotides. RefSeq names its product GRAM domain containing 4 (gene GRAMD4). The coding region runs from base 388 to 2124 and encodes 578 amino acids. Gene Ontology annotation, biological process: negative regulation of toll-like receptor 9 signaling pathway; apoptotic process. The record is from RefSeq and is a predicted model, not a curated record. Lineage: Eukaryota; Metazoa; Chordata; Aves; Galliformes; Phasianidae. The transcript has 20 exons.
GUAGAAAGACGUUUUGAGAUUAAAAGGAGAAUGUGAAGGAAAAUGAAAUGUGAAGAUGAGAAGCAGGGAGUCCCAAUGAAUGUGUGCCAAGGGGAUGCUGUCUGUGUAGUGCCUCUGCAUUUCGUUAUCAGAUGAGAAGAUUGCAAGGGUUGUGAAGCAGAGUUCCCUCUCUGACAAAGUGUACAUCAGAAUUUAGUUGCAGCAUCUCUGCCUGGUCUAGCAGGCCAUAUAUUCACACUCGCUGUGUUCUGGUGUCAAAGUCUGGAUGUGAGAAAAGAAAACCGAAACCCUUAAGCGACUCGUAGGAAGCUGCAGGGGAACGACUUUUCCACAUUCAGAGACUCCAACCGUCAUGUUAAGGUAAAGCAGAAGAGUGCAGUGCUGAACAUGCUAAAGAAGUUGGACAAAAUAAGGUUCAGAGGUCACAAGAGAGAUGAGUUCCUUGAUUUAGCAGAGUCUCCAAAUGCUUCUGACACUGAAUGUGGAGAUGAAAUCCCAGUGAAAAUACCUCGAACAUCACCCCGAGACAAUGAAGAGCUGAGAGACCCUGCUGGUCCAGGGACCAUCAUCAUGGCUUCAGGAGUCCAGGAUUUUAACAGAACGGAGUCUGACAGACUGAAUGAAAUCAAAGGUCACCUGGAAAUAGCCUUACUGGAAAAACACUUUUUGCAGGAGGAACUCAGGAAGCUGAGAGAAGAAACGAAUGCUGAAACAUUAAGGCAAGAACUAGAAAAGGAACGACAGAGGAGGCUAGAACUGGAACAAAAAGUCAAUGAAGUACUUAAAGCAAGAGCUGAAGAGGUAUCUGCAGCUCAACAGCCUGCAAAGCCACAGACACAGGCCAAUGGAGCAGAUAAACGUAGUCACACUGUAUGUUCAAGACUCCAGAAGUGGUUUUGUGACAAAUUUGGGGAGUAUGUUGAGGACUUCAGAUUUCAACCAGAGGAGAACACAGUGGAAACAGAGGAGCCACUUAGUGCUAGAAGGUUGACUGAAAAUAUGAGAAGAUUAAAGAGAGGUGCCAAACCUGUUACUAAUUUUGUGAAGAACCUUUCUGCCUUAUCAGACUGGUAUUCUAUCUACACUUCUGCUAUUGCCUUUAUUAUUUACAUGAAUGCUGUAUGGCAUGGCUGGGCCAUUCCUAUGUUCCUAUUUUUAGCAAUUUUGAGGUUGUCCCUAAAUUACCUCAUAGCCAGGGGUUGGAGAAUACAGUGGAGUAUUGUGCCUGAAGUUUCUGAACCUGUGGAACCUCCAAAAGAGGAUCUGACGGUGUCUGAAAAGUUUCAGCUUGUUCUAGAUGUGGCUCAGAAGGCGCAGAAUCUUUUUGGGAAGAUGGCAGACAUACUGGAAAAAAUUAAAAACUUGUUCAUGUGGGUCCAACCAGAAAUAACACAGAAGCUCUACAUCGUUCUAUGGGCAGCUUUUAUUGCAUCCUGCUUUUUGCCCUACAGGAUUAUUGGACUUGCAAUGGGACUCUAUGCUGGAAUCAAGUUUUUCCUUAUUGAUUUCAUCUUCAAACGAUGCCCCAGACUAAGAGCUAAGUAUGAUACUCCUUAUAUCAUCUGGACAAGUCUCCCAACAGAUCCUCAACUCAAAGAAAGAUCUAAUGCUACAGUGUCGAGACGACUUCAAACAGCAGCAUCCAGAAGUUACGUGGGCUCAAGUGCCCCAACUGGAAUAAACAAAGAUGAAGACACGAGUCGCUUCCAUAGCACUAAGAGGGGGAAUUUCCAUGAAGUUUUUAACCUGUCAGAAAAUGAGCGUCCUUUGGCAGUGUGUGAAAAUGGCUGGCGUUGUUGCUUGAUCAAUAGAGAUAGGAAGAUGCCUACAGACUACAUCAGAAAUGGAAUUCUUUACGUCACGGAAAAUUACUUGUGCUUUGAAAGUUCCAAAUCAGGCUCAUCUAAAAGAAAUAAAGUUAUAAAGCUAACGGAUAUAACAGAUAUUCAGAAGUAUAAAGUGCUCUCUGUUCUCCCGGGAUCAGGGAUGGGUAUUGCCGUAUCAACACCAUCUACACAAAAACCUUUGGUGUUUGGUGCUAUGGUACACAGAGAUGAAGCUUUUGAGACGAUUUUCAACCAGUAUGUGAAAAUAACCUCUGCAUCAUCGAACAGUGAGAGCUAGUAUCUGAUCUUAGAAAACAUAAAGGAAACUUUCUUAUUUUGCAAUUUGGUAGUGAAAAAAAAAUAAUGAACAUCCUCAUCUAUUUUGCAAUAAUUUUUCUUGUCUGGUGGUUUAUAUUCUAUCUGUUACAUAAAUCAAGUGUAUUUUAUAUAUGCCUUCAUGUUUGUUUUUAAGGUUUUUGUAAAAAAAAAAAAAUUGUAAAAAACCCACAAAAAAAAAAAACACCAACAACAAAAUGAAGCAAAACGGUGGAAGUGCUAUCAUCACUAUUAGCCUUGUACAUUAAGCACUUUUAAUGUUUAUUUACUGAUAUGAGCAGCUCAAAAGACACUAGAAGAAGUGACUGAGUAAUGGUCUGAAACAGACUGAUCCCUUUUAACUGUGCUUAUAUCACUGGGGAUACGUUGGACCCGUUAUCUCAGUUAUUUUUUCCCCAAGAUGUGAGAACGACAACUGCAAUAUCCUGAAGUCUGUUUCUUCAGCUUUAAGUUUUAAAUUGGGUUCUAUAUUAAAACUGGUGGCCAACACCAAGGAAGUAUUAUCAUCUUAGUAUUUCCAUAUUUGUAACUGCACUUAACAUAACUCCUCCUUGCUAAAUCUUGCAUCGAAGAAGGUUGUUUACCAGUUGGGUCAGUUUUUUCUGCUUACAGAGAUUUAAAUUGUUUGUACAGUGAAUUGGAGGAAAACAUUUCUAGCUAUAUCUUCCUUUCCUGAUUAACCAAAGCAAGAGGAAGGAAGGCAGGCAGAUACUUUUUAUAAAAGAGGGCAUCAAAACGUUGUUCCUAAAAUGUUAGGCAUCAUAUAUUUGUAUUUCUGUAGAUAGUUGUCAUAGAAGGGCUCAACUGUUGUACAUGUUGUAUGUACAAGGUGUUUGUAUGUUAUUGCAUAAAAGACUUGUGGGCUUUUUGUGUUGGGGAGCUGGGAGUGGUUAAACUAACCUGCAACAGGCUGGUUUUUAAUUUGGCUUUUCUCUGGAGUUACCUUAUAAUAACACUAUGAGACAGCGACUGAAAGCACUAUUUCCUUCUCACAACAUCAUUUGAGGGGCAUUGCAAUGUCACUGUGUUUCCACUUGUGAAAUUAAAUUUCAGUAACAGUUAAACCCAAUUGCCAGGUAAAACAGGAAGGCUGUGCUCCUUCUCUAAACUCUCUCAGGCCUUUCUGGCAGCAAAGCACAUAUUGAUCUUCAACUUUAAACAGAAAGCUUUUUUAUUCUAUACAAUAGCACCCAUCUGAGAGGUUUAGAAUUCUAUUUGCAUUUUUCCUGAAGCACAGUAGGAGUUACACUGAGCCUUCCAGUUUGUCUGUUCCUUCUCUGUGUCUUUUGAGUUGAGUAGUGCGAUGUCUCCAGGUGUUAUAUGGAGGACCCCAGAAAAGUAAUGGGAAUGCAAAUUCUUAUAUAAAAAAUAGGACUUAGUUUCACAGAUUUUUUUUUAACAGGGAUUUUUCUUUCUUUAUAUGGGGAAACAGAUAGAAUGAAGGAGUGGCAGAGCCAAACACCAAAGGAUCUUUAACACUUAGCACAGUUUUUACUUAAAGUAACUAAAUGCAGCAGUACUGAAGGAGGCAGUUAAACUGUACGAAACUAUUUCAGUCUGGCUGUGAAGAGGUAUGAUGCAAAGAAGUGCACCUGAUAUGAAGAAAUACUGUUGAAUACUGUGAUUUGGUUGGGUGUUGUGAAGUAAAACACUGACUGUGGUAAAGCACCAUGCCCUGGAUGGAACUGUGAACAGGAGCAGGAGAGAAUCCAUAAGGGCUGGGAUGUCAUUUUGGAGAUCUCUUGACCUUUGCAACCACGAAAAGGGUGCAUUUCUAGUGCUGCCCAUGUGUGUACAUCAGGACCUGAAACCUUAACACGUAAGUGAGGCUGGGUGGGCUUUCCUUUUUGCCACCAUCUAACAUGGGUGUAGCUUGGCAGUUCAUGGUUUCUUCGCUUGACAUACCCAGGUUUUAUGUUUAAAUUCCUUGAACUUAAUUUUCUUCUUCAGACCUGCUUCAAAAUCAAUUAAUCUUUUUGCAAUUGUUUUGUAUUAUCAUCUGAUUUUCCUUCCUAGAAGCUUCCCUGAGUAGUGAGUGUGGCUAAUAGGCAUUAAAAUCGCUUAAUGUUAUACAGAUCUUAACCAAAUUCAUCCAUUUUGUCUUAAGGAAGAAAUCCCUUGGGUAUGUUUAAAGCUAUUGGUUUUUGGGUUUUUUUUUUUUUUUUUUUUU